Molecule: messenger RNA, 1925 nt
Organism: Triticum aestivum (bread wheat)
Lineage: Eukaryota; Viridiplantae; Streptophyta; Magnoliopsida; Poales; Poaceae
Product: putative F-box/FBD/LRR-repeat protein At4g03220
Exons: 4
Coding region: 76-1638 (520 amino acids)
Molecular function (GO): protein binding
Source: RefSeq, a predicted model, not a curated record
UCUGAUGGGGGUUUGACUGAGAAAGAGACUUGUUUUCACUCUCUAGGGAUCCCGACCCCAAACCCUUCCCCCCUCAUGGCGACGGCGCAUUCGAUCCGAUCCAUUCCCACACUUUCCCAGCCCCCGCCACCGGCGUCCGCAGCUCCGACCCCGCCCCCUUUCAGUACUCCAAAUCGCUUGCUCGAACCCUCCUCCAUGGGGCACCGCGAUAGGGAGAUCGGCUCCAAGCGAGCGAAGCUCCCGGCCGCCGACGGCGCAAGCGAGGACCGCCUCAGUGCGCUACCCGACGACGUUCUUAUCGGCAUCCUCCUCAAGCUCUGCCGCACCGCCUACGCCGCUCGGACCAGCGUCCUGUCCCGCCGCUGGCGCCACCUCUGGGCCCUCCUCCCGGAUCUCGACUUCACCGGCGACGCCGACCACCACCGCAUACUGCCCGCUCUCGCCGCCCAUCAAGCGCCGGUGCUCCAGGGCCUAGGCGCCUUCGUCGACGACAUCUCUGCCGACUCCGUGGCGGCCUGGCUCCCCAUAGCCGCGCGCCGCCUCUCCGGCUGUAUACUGCUUUACAACGCUGUACCGCAGAACCAGGCCAGGGAAAGAUGCGUCUUUGAGCUGCCACGCUUCGAGAGCACCACCUCUAUCGUGUUCGACCUAGGAUUUCCUGGCCUUGCCGUGCCGCAUUCCAGCGUAUUCACCCGCCUCGUCUCUCUCUGGCUGUUUCGUGUCCAUCUGCAUGGCCCGUGCGGGCUUGGUGAAGCUCUCUCCUCACGCGGUGCCCAUCCUUACGAGAACUCAAGAUACGUGAUGCCUGGGGUCUGGAAUUAUGUCACUGUGGUGAGUCAACCCGUUGCAAACAUCUCAGCCCCUCAACUGGAAUCACUCCACUGGACGGAUGCUUAUGAUCCAAGCUCUGUCCAGCUUGGCGAGAUGGCACAUCUCCAACGUCUGGAUACUGGUCACUUUUUUGUGUUUGGACAUUAUUUGGAUGACUACACACCCAAUCGCUAUUGCUUGAGACUCUUGCAGCAAUUUGAGGUCAUGCACCAUUUAAAGCUCUCGCUCAUCUAUCUGCUGAACAAAGGUCACCAUCAAUACCUGAUGGAGGACAUGACAAGGCUCCCUAACAUUACACUCUUGACCCUGGAUGUAAUGACAAAAGGACAUUCAUUUGGAGCAAGCUUAUUCCAUAUUCUCAGGAUGUGUACUGGUGUAAGAAAGUUGGCUCUUGUCUUUCUCGGAAAACCUAGCAAUCUGGAGGCACAAGUUACAUGCCCAUCAGGUUGCAUUUGUGAUCAACCCCUAAACUGGAAAAGCGAGGAACUCAUAUUAAAUUGCCUCCAAGAAAUAGAAAUCAAUGGGUUUGGAGGAACUGAACAUGAAGUUGCUCUUGUGAAAUUGUUAUUCAAUUGGGCAGCAGUGCUAAAAAAGAUGACAAUAGCUUUCCAUUACUCAAUUCCUAAAAGGAAGGCUGAGGAGUUGGGCCGCAUGUUACUAGGCUUCUCCAGCCCAGAAAUAUUGAUGGACUUUUUGCAUAUCAAGUAUUCUCGAGAAGGCGCACGCUCCACAAGGCUCCAACUUUACUACCGUUCUUUUCAGUUUUUAGAAGCUUCAGGUGUGGAAAAUCCUAAUGCUGGCAUGUAGAAGAGUGGUGGUGAAUUUGUAAAGUUAGAUUAAUGCAUUUAUGAUUGGCUUGCACACAAUGCAGGAUGCCUUGUGGGUUGUGUGUUUCUCUGUUAGAUGAGAUGCACAAGGAGGGAGUGUGUAGCUUAGUUUCUGCUGUGAACUGCUAGCAAAGACUUCACCAUCGAAUUAUUUUGGUAAUGAAAUAUUGGUGGAUCCUUUGUUUGUUUUUCCUUUUUCUGAACUUUGUGUGAAACUACGAACACAUGAUUUAUUAACAUUGUUCCUGAAUUCGAGCAACAUACAUU